Messenger RNA from Rhea pennata, 2307 nucleotides. RefSeq names its product thrombospondin type laminin G domain and EAR repeats (gene TSPEAR). Gene Ontology annotation, biological process: signal transduction. Bases 25 to 2052 code for a protein of 675 amino acids. NCBI's taxonomy places the organism in Eukaryota, Metazoa, Chordata, Aves, Rheiformes, Rheidae. The transcript is spliced from 12 exons. The record is from RefSeq and is a predicted model, not a curated record.
GGACCCGGUGAGGCCAGCCCCCUGAUGUCGGCUCUGCUGCUGGUCUGGGCUGUCCUCUUGCACUGGGCCACCCAUGGGAGCCUUGUCCAAGGAGGGAAGACGUGGCAGCACUGCACAGACCUGCGCCCUCUGGACAUCCUCUCAGAGGUGGUCCCUGCCAGUGGGCUGGGCCAUGGCAUGAGAGUGUUUCAAGUGCAAGGGGUGCGUGGCUUCCAGCUCACUGCCUCACAGCCCCGUGCCCUGGGCUUUCCUGCCUCCCGGCUCUUCAUCCACUGUGACCGCUUCCCUGAGGAGUUCUCCAUCAUCGUCACGCUGAGAGUCCUUAAUGUCCCUGCCAAGAGAAACGAAUACCUUUUCACCCUCAUGGCUGAGGAGAGCCACAGCGUGCUGGUGGGGCUCCGCUACUCACCGAACAAGCUCCACUUCCUCUUCUGGAGCCAGGAGCACCCCAAUGGCUGGCAGACUCGCGUCACCUUCCGCAAUGUCUCCUUGUCGGACAACCAGUGGCACACGCUCAUCCUGGCUGUCUCUGGCCAGUCCUUCUCCCUGACAGUGGACUGCAAUGUUUCCAAUGACGUGGUGGUGGAGACACCAUUUCCAACCUCCCUGUCAGUGAAGAGAGCCAGCUUUUACCUGGGCAACAGGAGGAGAAGGAAAGGCUUGUUUAGAGGGUUGCUCAGACAGCUUGUCCUGUUGCCAGGAGCUGAUGCCACCCGCCGAAUAUGCACAUCUAUGAAUUUUAAAGUAGCAACGCUCUCUGUCCCUGCUGUUCUCCAGGAUUUCUCAACGAAGCCAGCAAACAAUGAGGUGCUGAAAUACCCUUAUGAGACUGACAUGAAGGUGACCCUUGGAUCCCGUCCGCCCUGCACCAAGCAUGAGAAGGCGCAUUUCUGGUUCAACGCCUCCCAGAGAGGGCUGUACCUGUGCAACGGCAGCACCUGGAUUUCCAUGCUGGAGGUCAAACAAAGGCUGGACUAUGUGGAGGAGUACCAGAAUCUGGUCACCAACUCUGAAACGAUGGGCAUUGAGGUCUUCACCAUCCCAAAGGUGGGACUGUUUGCAGCCACUGCCAACCGGUACACUCCCCCUGGAUCAGCUAUCUACAAGUGGACUGAUGGGAAGUUUGUGCCUUACCAGAACAUCCCCACCCAUCAAGCUCAGUCUUGGAAGUAUUUCACUAUAGGAAAAAAGAUCUUCCUAGCAGUGGCUAAUUUUGAGCAGAAUGACAGGGGUCAGGAGUACUCUGUAAUAUACAAGUGGAGCCACAGGAAAGAGAAAUUCAUCACGUACCAGAGGAUCACUACGCACAGCGCUAGGGACUGGGAGGCAUUUGUCAUUGAGGGAGAGGCUUUCCUCGCGGUGGUCAACCACAGAGAAGGGAAUAAUCACAACAUAGACAGUGUGAUAUACAGGUGGAACCCUAGGACAAGGCUGUUUGAGAUCAACCAGACCAUCCCUACCUCUGGAGCCUAUGACUGGGAAUUUUUCACCAUUGGGCCAUAUUCCUUCCUGGCUGUGGCUAACACAUUUAAUGGCACAUCCACCAAGAUCUACUCUCACAUCUACAUCUGGCUCAGUGGCUCUUUCCAGCUCUUCCAGUCUAUCUUGACAUUCGGUGCUGCUGACUGGGAGAUCUUUCAUAUUGGGGACAGAGUCUUCUUGGCUGUGGCAAACAGCCACAGCUAUGACAGUGGAACACCGGUGCCUUCCAACUUCUAUGCCAUCAACUCCUCCAUUUAUGAGCUGAACAUCACUGCCCAGAUGUUUGUCAAAUUCCAGGAUCUCCUCACCUACAGUGCCCUGGACUGGGAGUUCUUCUCGGUGGGAGAUGACUAUUUUCUGGUGGUAGCAAACUCCUUUGAUGGCUUCACCUUCUCGGUUAACAGUAUUAUCUACAGGUGGCAAGGCUAUGAAGGCUUCGUAGCAGUUCAUCACCUCCCCACAGUGGGCUGUAGAGACUGGGAGGCAUUUAACACCACGGAUGGCUCCUACCUUCUCUACUCCAGUGCCAAGCAGCCACUUUCCAAGGUACUCAAGCUGAAAACCACAUGAGGUGGCCAAGAUGCGCUCAGCUCACCAUGAAGACCAGAGAAAGCUGUGCACUGAGGUGAGGAUGGACCAUGGUGCCUCAGGAGACCAGUAUUGGUGGCCUCAGUGUCAGCCUCAGGGCCACUUGGCUGGGAGAUCUGCAGAAGGAAGAGGAGGAGGGGAGCUCCCAGGUGCUACCUGCAGCCCUGUUUAGGGACCUGGCAAAGAGACCUUGAUCCUGCUUUUGAGCAGCCUCUCCUGAGCCAGCUCUUCCAACAU